Molecule: messenger RNA, 1698 nt
Organism: Filobasidium floriforme
Lineage: Eukaryota; Fungi; Basidiomycota; Tremellomycetes; Filobasidiales; Filobasidiaceae
Product: general substrate transporter
Exons: 7
Coding region: 165-1523 (452 amino acids)
Biological process (GO): monosaccharide transmembrane transport
Cellular component (GO): membrane
Molecular function (GO): hexose transmembrane transporter activity
Source: RefSeq, a predicted model, not a curated record
GACUCGCCUUUGUAGUUUGCUAGUCUGACAGACUGCGAUCGCUUUGACCAUACAUGCCAUACAUCCAUUAGCGUGAGUAUAGCCUCCAGAGUCACGGGAAGUGCGUUUCAAUCCCGUCUAUAGUCCGACUUGAACUAUAUCGGACGCAACGCGGCCUAUACACUAUGAUCCUGCAAGAAACAGCUCUCAUCUUCUGGGUUGCUGUGUCGUCUUGGUACUAUGGCUAUCACAUCUCAGAGCUCAACUUUCCUCAACCCUCGUUGACCUGUCACAAAGAUGCCUCUGGACGAUCAACCCUUCCCGCAUGUCUGGAUAUUACAUCGACUCGAUACUCGAUCAUUACCGCAGUCCUAACGGUUGGAGGGCUAUUAGGAUCGCUUGCAGCAGCCAAGGUCAUCGGGCGGUACGGGAUGUACGGGACGGUAUGGUUGACAGGAGCGAUCAACCUGGUCGGAAGCAUAGUCAUGACCAUCUCAACUCACUGGAUUGGACUGGUUUUGGGACGCUUCGUCUCGGGUUUGAGCGUCGGUCUAGCUAUCACUACGGUGGCUCCUCUCCUCUCGCACAUCGCUACCACCUCCCCUUCCGCCUUUCUAAGUUCUAAACGCGGUCUAAUCGGAACGCUGAAUCAGCUCGGCAUCGUCCUAGGGAUCCUCAGCGCUCAGUUAGUAGGUCUAGGUGCGACCGGAAUGAAGGGCGACAAGCAGGGGGGUUGGAGAUGGGUUGUUGCCGUGAGCGGGGUCGUGGCUGUCGUACAGUUUGGGCUAGGAAUACUCCUGCAGCCCCACAUCAAAAGACGUAGCAAGAAGGACUCGAAUGAGAGGUUAGGUGGAACGGGAGAGCAUGGCGAGGAUGCCGAGGCAGAACCUCUGCUAAGUCCCUCUGGACGUAAAGAUGUGGUCCGCCCUAGUACCAUCUCCGAGAUCCUCGCCAAUCCUAGCAUCCGUCCUCAGGUCCUCUUGGUCGCCUUCAUCCUCGCCGCUCAGCAGUUCAGUGGGAUCAACGCGGUACUUUUCUACUCGACCCCCGUUCUUAAACCGAUCAUCCCUGACCAAGCGGGGUUGAUCGGGAUUGGGAUUGCGGUACUGAAUGCAUUGAUGACGUUCCCACCGAUGUUCCUCGUCGAUCGGAUCGGACGGAUCCCCAUACUCCUGACUUCGCUCGGAGGCAUGAUCCUCUCCUCCAUCCUGCUCGCACACGGCCUCAACACUCAUAAUCAGACUCUCUCCGCCGUCCCGCUUCUCCUCUUCGUGGCCUCGUUCGCGAUCGGUCUGGGCCCCAUCCCUUUCUUACUGGUGAGCGAGCUCGUACCCCCGGAAGCGGUCCCAGCGACCUCGAGCAUCGCACUUUCUAGCAGCUGGGUGGCCAGUUUUGUUGUCGCACUCGGGUUCUUGCCCCUGAGGGAUGCGCUUGGGUGGGUCAGGCGAGGGGUGAGAGAGGGGGAAGGAAGGGUAUUCUGGGUGUUCUUAGGAUUUCAGGUGGGCACGGCGGCAGUGGUUAUAUGGAAAUUGUAUAAGAGGUGAAAGGAGCGGAGCGGAUUUCUCGUAGUGAAGACACUUUGUACGAUUGGUGAAUUCCUUGAGGACGCGGAGACCCGAGUUAUAGGUUGUCAAAGGCGAUAGCGACGAGAUGAGCGCCGGUGAUGAUGCCAAUCGAUGUUCUGACCUUGAGUGUAGAAAACAGGUAAAUAUGAACCCA